ACUUUGGCAAAAGUUCCAUGGCGGUGGAGUUUUUCUUCGAUUCAACAGAAAUUGAACAGAAAGUUCCAUGGGAAGGAUUCAACAGAAAGUGAAAAAAAAAACUUAUCCCCUCGAUGUCUUUGCUUGAAGUCUCCGUCGUCAGCCUGGCCCAAGACACCAAUUGCUCGCUGA
This is a messenger RNA of Ilex paraguariensis (yerba mate), 171 nucleotides long. NCBI's taxonomy places the organism in Eukaryota, Viridiplantae, Streptophyta, Magnoliopsida, Aquifoliales, Aquifoliaceae. The record is from the annotation of a GenBank genome assembly.